UUCGUAAAGAGCUGUAAGGUUUUGGAAGAGGGAGCUAGUAUUAGGAAAUCAGCCUACCUUGGUUUACCUUUUGUUUUUGUUUUCUUUUUUCUUUUAAUUUUGUGUAGAGUGCCAAUAUAUGUGGUGCAUUGGUGCAGAAACGAACUGGACAUUGUUUGUUUCCCCCAAGCCACUUUCUGUUUGAUACAUACAGUGCUGCAUUUGGUGAAUUGUGCGUUGAAUUACGGGUGCAAUCUAUGCCUGCAAUGAGGAGAAAACGGACUGAAUGAAUGUUGAUAGUUUCUCUGGCAAUGCUGGACAGAAUGAAAAACAUCGAACCAUUCUAAAGGCAAGUUCUUUUAUAUUUUUUUCAGAAGACUUCAUUUUACUUUGUAUUUUUCCCAAACACAUUUUUGAGUGACUGUGUCCAUUUGUUUUCAAUUCGAUUUCAUAUCGUGGAGCCUAGUCACGAUGAAGCACGCCUGAAACGAGUUUUUUUUUUUUUUCUUCUUCACAAAAUGAGGAAGCAAUUUUUAAAAGAGAUACGAAAAAGACAGAGGCCUCGUCCUUUGUAGGCCCGGAUCUGUGGGGGGAAAGGGGAAAAGGGGGCACAGAAGCCCGAUGAAUAAAAUUCUGAAUAAAAUGGGACAUAACGAGACACGCGAGGAGAAGAGAAGCAUAGAUAUUUUAUUAAUGACAACGCUUUGUGCAAGUUUGCCUCUUAGAACAAAAGGAAGUACUCUCUAUCUUUAACAUUAAAACUGUUAUUUUCAAAAAUAAAGGAAGAUUUUUUUUUUCCCCCAUUGAUGGGGCAUUGGCUGACGACGUUCCCAUUUUCCCGCAGUUCGCCCUCUUUAUUUUAUAUAUUAUUUAUUUCUUUUUUUAUUGAAUUUUGAUCUGGAUCCAGCGUUGACAUUGUUCAAUGGAAGUAUGUUAUCAGUUGCCGGUUUUGCCUCUGGACAGGCCGGUCCCCAAGCAUGUUCUCAGCCGGAGGGGAGCCAUUAGCUUCAGCUCCAGCUCCUCUCUCUUCGGUGCUCCUGAUCCGAGACAGCUGUCACAGAGACGGGGGGCGAUCUCAUAUGACAGCUCCGAUCAAACGGCUCUCUACAUUCGUAUGCUAGGAGCUUGUGUAAUAUUCAAACAGCUGUUUUCAAGAGAUGUGAGAGUGAGAAGUCGGGUUGGCUUUGAACCGGAACGAAGAGGCUCUCAUCCCUACCUGCCCAUCGAUUUCCGAAUUUUGCACUCGCAGCCUGACUCUGCUGGGCCCGUCUCUGCCCGGAGGAUCCGCCGGCUGCUCAGCUUCCAGAGGUACCUGCGCUCCUCCCGCCUGGGCCGCGGAGUCACCCCCCAGAGCCCCCUCCACAUCCUGGACCACGACUACACGGGCCAGGCCAAGUGUAUGUUGGAGAAGGUUGGGAGCUGGACUUUUGACAUAUUUCUCUUUGAUAGAUUAACAAAUGGAAACAGUCUUGUCAACUUGACAUUUCAUUUGUUCAAACUGUAUGGAUUAAUUGAGCUCUUCCAAUUAGAUAUGGUAAAGCUUCGUAGAUUUUUAGUGAUGGUUCAGGAAGAUUAUCACAGGCAGAACCCUUACCACAACGCCGUCCAUGCUGCUGAUGUCACCCAGGCCAUGCACUGUUACUUACGGGAGCCUAAGCUGGCGAAGUCCCUGACCUCCUGCGACAUACUCCUGGGGCUCCUGGCAGCCGCAACCCACGACCUGGACCACCCAGGUGUCAGUCAGCCUUUCCUCAUCAAAACCAACCAUUACCUAGCUGCAUUGUACCAGAAUACCUCAGUUCUGGAGAAUCACCACUGGAGGUCAGCGGUGGGCCUGCUGCGAGAGUCGGGAUUGUUCUCUCACCUUCCCACGCAGGACGGGUUGGACAUGGAGAGGCAGCUGGGCUCCCUGAUUCUGGCCACUGACAUCAGCAGACAGAAUGAGUACCUGUCGAAGUUCAGGGAACACUUGGACAGAGAGGACCUCUGCUUGGCGAACGCUGGCCACCGUCACUUUCUCCUCCAGAUGGCGCUGAAGUGUGCAGACAUCUGUAACCCCUGCAGACCAUGGGAGCUGAGCAAGCAGUGGAGUGAGAAGGUGACGGAAGAAUUCUUCCACCAAGGAGACAUUGAAAAGAAACACAAACUUGAAGUCAGUCCACUAUGUGACAGCCAAACUAAUUCUGUCGGCAAAAUUCAGAUUGGCUUCAUGACGUAUGUAGUGGAGCCACUUUUCGCCGAAUGGGCGCGUUUCUCGGACACGCGCCUGUCACAGACCAUGCUGGGGCACCUGGGCCUGAACAAGGCGGGCUGGACCGGGCUGCUGCAGGCGCAGGCCGGCGUCGCCGAGGGAACGGACACGCCCGCGCCUGCGGAGGACGCGCACUCCAAAGUUUUACCUCAGGGAAGCGGGGAGUCCUGACGGCCCCGCGGCAGGGCGAGGGGGGGCCAGCGGGAUCUGCUUCGGGCUCCACGGCUACUUCCACACUCAGCGUAACAGCUUCACGUUUUAAUCGCGUUGACUCCCAUUUCGAUAAAACCACUGAUUUUAUUUAAUUUAUUUAAUUUAACCCCCCUUUUUUUCUUGACGUAGAGCAAUACAUAGAUACCUCAUUUGGCUUCUGCUGUAUUUUUAAUUUGUAUUUUAUUUACCCCCUCCUUGUACUUUUCUGGCGUUACUAAUUGACCACCCCACCCUUUUAAAGGAGACUUAAAGGGAACACCGUACAGGAGGAUGCCUGGUUCGAGGUAAAAGUGCCAUUGAAAACCAUUUAGUUUUAAUUGCUUUGAAAUGGAUUUGGAAAACCUUGAGUAUUCAGAUUGUUUUAUUUAAGGCUGCAUAAAAAGCCUGUGAUGAUGACGAUCAUGAUGCAUUUGCAACAAAACUUCCUCGUUAAGAAAAAAAAAAAAGGAGAAAACUCUGAAGAGCCCAAUUGUUUUGCUGCCUCUCUGAAGACUGUUUACAGGUGUCUUUUGUUGUGUGUAUUAAAAGAAUCAAGCCGGUUCUGUAAUUUGCCUUUAAAAGCACAUAUUUAAAGAACCACUUAACAUGGGAACUUUAUUUCCUUUUGAUGAACUACAGAACAAACUUCGACUGCAGCUCAAUCCAGCGCACCAGAUGCCAUAAAAGCCUCAUGUGCUUCAUUAUGUUUUUUUGUUUUUCUCUUGCACUGUGAAACGAUGCGAUUUGGACACACACACAUACACACACACACAAACACACACGGACCAGGUUUCAGUUCUGAGAUGACUGGGGAGGUACGCGUUUUCCUCUAGAUUACGAACUUUUAAAUCAUCGCUCUUUCAGUGAUGGCGAAGCAUGCAGACAUCGCUGCCUUUCAACACUUGAACAAACCACUCUUUCUUCGAGAAUGCCGCAAACGUGAAUUUAAAAGAAAAUGAACAUUUAUAAAAUAAAAAAUAGACCUCUCAGGGUUUUUGUCGACUUUUCUGGAUGAAGUUGCGAGGAGGCGGGACACUUCGCCGUUUGCUGGCGGGCUGGCCCGGUCUCCUUGCCAAGUUAAAGGAAGUAACUCACUGAAGCCCCCAGACUGUCACAGCUGUGUGAACAUGCAACCUGGAAGACUGAUACUGAUGCCUUAACUAUGCACAAAGCUAAGUGACCAAACCAGCUCUUACUUUCAAGUGCAUCGUGUCUUGUUCUCUAAAUGCACUGUACAACUGUUUUGCCUUUGGUGUGGAAUUAUAAUUUUUUUUUUUUUUUUACAUUUAAAUUGAGUGAUUUUUUUUUUUUUUUUUUUUACAUCACAUUCCAUGUUUUUUUGGGUAUCGUUUUGAUCCUGUAUAGUUGUGUUCCUGGUUUGUUUUUAUUUUAUUUUUAACGAUGCCAGGUGCUUUUCUUAUUUUAGCUAAUUUGUAUUCUCUCUUGUAAUUGCUGUAAGACUGUUGAUAAAACCUGUUUACAAUUUGUUGUAACAGCCAUUUUGGGGAGAAGACGUCAGUGUCAAGCCAUUUUGUAAAGGCUUUGCCGUAUUUGACCUUUUGAUACAUGCCUGUUGCAGUUACAUUUUGAUUAAUAAAACAAGUUGACAAAC
Molecule: messenger RNA, 4034 nt
Organism: Conger conger (European conger)
Lineage: Eukaryota; Metazoa; Chordata; Actinopteri; Anguilliformes; Congridae
Gene: pde7a
Product: phosphodiesterase 7A
Exons: 14
Coding region: 902-2401 (499 amino acids)
Molecular function (GO): 3',5'-cyclic-AMP phosphodiesterase activity
Source: RefSeq, a predicted model, not a curated record